Molecule: messenger RNA, 567 nt
Organism: Babesia sp. Xinjiang
Lineage: Eukaryota; Apicomplexa; Aconoidasida; Piroplasmida; Babesiidae
Product: Ribosomal RNA small subunit methyltransferase NEP1
Exons: 4
Coding region: 1-567 (188 amino acids)
Biological process (GO): rRNA base methylation
Cellular component (GO): small-subunit processome; nucleolus
Molecular function (GO): rRNA binding; rRNA (pseudouridine) methyltransferase activity
Source: RefSeq, a predicted model, not a curated record
AUGAAUCCGCCGAAAGUGGUCGUAGUCCUGGAGGAUGCUACUGUGUUAAGCACUGAGAAGGAAUCCCGAGUAGACAUUCUUCACCAAUGUCUUUUGGUUCUGUUAGACAGCCCACUCAAUAAGAAUGGUCUUCUCAAGGUUUUCAUUAGAACGGAUGACAAUACUCUCAUUGAUGUUUCACCACAUCUACGCGUACCGAGAACUCCGAAACAAUUUGACAGCUUGCUUAUACACCUCAUGUACAAGCGGCACGUAAAGUCACAAGAGAAGGACACUAUCCUCAUGCGAAUCGUGAAGAACGAUUUGGAAAUUGCACUGUCGCCAGGAUCACGACGGUUCGGCCUCUCAGUAGGCGGUAGACCGGUGAAACUCAAGGAGUUUUGCCAGCAGUUUAAAGACGCUGACUAUCCCGUGGUUUUCCACAUCGGCGCCGUAUCGCAUUCGCAACCAAAAGGGACGGUUAACCAGGUUGAAGAGGUGCUGUCGAUAUCUAGCCACGGUUUGACAGCAGCGCAUGUCUGCGCAAAGAUAUGCUGCGAACUAGAGUUGCUUAACGGAGUGGACUGA